Spodoptera frugiperda (fall armyworm) is the source of this 2144-nucleotide messenger RNA. RefSeq names its product motile sperm domain-containing protein 1. NCBI's taxonomy places the organism in Eukaryota, Metazoa, Arthropoda, Insecta, Lepidoptera, Noctuidae. Gene Ontology annotation, cellular component: cytoplasm. The transcript has 4 exons. Bases 34 to 738 code for a protein of 234 amino acids. The record is from RefSeq and is a predicted model, not a curated record.
GUCAACACGACGUCAUGUCAUUGUCAGUUGUGUAUGUGCUAUCGUGAAAUUUGUUAUUGUUUUUCUAUUGUGUUGUUAGCAAAAUAUUAUUUAAAAAUGAAAAAUUUGCCCGUUUUCGUAUUUCCAGUAGCACUGGAAUUUUACUUGAGUGCAAGGCACACGCAUAAACAAUUACUAACUGUCUACAACCCUUAUGAAUUCCCCGUUAAUCUUAAAGUUUUGUGUACCUCACCGAAAAAGUUCACUGUCAUAGAUCCCGAAGGCGUGAUCGCUCCACAAAGUUGCAUAGAUAUAGUGGUGAGAUAUACCCAAACGUCUCAAACGCACUGUGACUCUAUAGAGAAAUUCAGAAUAACCAUGUUUGACAAAAACACCCAGCAGGUACUGGGUAAGAGAGACAUUUUGACGAAGUUGAUAGAAGGAGAGCCUUCUAAUAUAAGUCAAGAGUGUUUAGGGGAUGAUUUCCAUCCUCUCACAAUGAGGCCGGCUCCUUUGAGGUCUACUGAAGAGGUUUCCCGAAUGGCACCUUGCACACAUCCUUCACACAGAGAACAGCAGCCUGUGAAUGUAGUAGCGGUUGCAGUUAGCAUAUGUUGCAUCGCCGCCCUCCUUCUACCAACACAACCUGAGGAAGUAAUGAAAUCACAAUGGCCUGAUUGGCUCCACAUUGGCUCAAAUCUUAAACUAGUAUUCUCUUUCGUACUGGGACUUGUAUGUAUGCUAGUUUUACGACCAUAGUUAUAUUGUACAUAUGUCUGUAUUGUUAAAUUUUAUUGCCAUGUUGUUCUCUCAGUAUUGAAUUGAAAAUCUGUGUUGUGCAGCGAAAUAUGUUUAUCUUGUACUGGGAAAACUGUUUAAAUACAGCAGAAACUAGAGUAAGCCAUUAAAAUUAUCUCAAAAUGGGUAUUUUUCUGCUGAUUCAAGGGAUUAUGAAGAACAUUUUUAUUUGUAUAAAUAUAACUUCUUGAAUUCUCUUCUUAUUAAAGCUAUUCUUACUUAAAUGCCCCAAUAAAUAAGGUACAAAUAUAUUUAUAAUUUCAAAAUAGUUUGUAAUAUCUAAAAUAACUGAUACUCAACUGUAAUUUUUAAUAGAUGUUGGCAAUAAUAUUUGACGAUGCAGACAGAAUAUAGAAUACUUUUAAACCAUGACCACUAAAAAAAAAAAAGAAAAAUGGUAUUUGAAUCUUAUGAAUUUAGUUUGUGUCCAUGAAAAAAAUGUUUUAUGACAUAGAGUAGUGAGGAGUACCUGCUAAACUUUGUAGGAUUAUGAACAAUAUUAAUUCAAUAUUGAUUAGUUUAAAUACCUACAUUGGUAUACAAAAAUCGAAUUACAUAAUAUUAAUUGUGCAUUUGGUAGGGUUACCAUUUUAUGUGUGCAGCUUGCAUUUUUUUGUGUUGUUUUUAUAAUAUUUCAUAAUGAUUAUAUUACAAAGGUGUUGUCAUACUCAUUGGUGAAACGGUUGCUAGCUCCGAUUUAUUUUAAUUUUCAAGUACCUAAUAUAAAAUUAAAAAUUAUAUGGUGUGGAGAAAAUUGUAAGAAUAUUAAAAUACUUAUUCUGACAAAUAAAUAUAGUGAAAAUUUUAAUUGUGAUUACUUUUAAAAGUUUGAGUGCUAUAUUCUUGUAAUUUAAUAUUAAGUUCCUUUGAGUCUUAAUUUGUGAUAGGUGUAUGGUGCAGAAAUUACGUUCAGUGUGAUGUAACUUUAGAUAAGUGCUAACCAUAUAAAGGUUUGCAUUUUACUUUAAAAUUACAACUUCAGUUGUACCUUGCUUUUAAAGCUAAAUAGCUUCUAACAAUUUAUUCUUAUGGUAUGUGGAAGUAAUUUAAAAUUAUAUGUUUUUGUAAAAUGGUGAUGUUACAUAGGCAGGCUAGAAUUGUUCUCGUGUAAAUAUCUUGAUGUAAUUUCUACAAUAAUGUUAUUGUAAUGUAAUAUACUUAUGUAUAGUUCCCCCUAACAUUACACGCAAUGUUUAAUGUCGGUAAAAAUAAGUAUUUUGUAAUUAAUGUUGUAAAUAUUAUGACAAAAUUUUACCAAUACUUAUUCCACAGAUACAACUUCUGUAUUUUUAUUAGAUCCCCCUUGUGUUUUGGGACCACCUGCUGUGAAAAUGUUCAUGCCAAAUAUAUCUAAAAAUCAAUCAAAA